This is a messenger RNA of Trichoderma gamsii, 948 nucleotides long. RefSeq lists its product as hypothetical. The transcript is spliced from 3 exons. Bases 1 to 948 code for a protein of 315 amino acids. NCBI's taxonomy places the organism in Eukaryota, Fungi, Ascomycota, Sordariomycetes, Hypocreales, Hypocreaceae. The record is from RefSeq and is a predicted model, not a curated record.
AUGAAAGAUGAUCACCGUACAGCUAACAUUGACCGUGACAUUCUCAAACUCAUUUUCGAUCGCUUGCGUGAGAAGCGUGCCUCGAAGCGCGAAGAUGAUAGACAGCCCGACCGGCAACAGCGCCGGGCUAUUGAUGAUCUUCGUGCGUACAUUAAGCGUCUAGAGCCGCCAGUUGCACUGAGCGAUACAUAUGACAAGGUACGACCUAGACUACUGAAAUCAGAAGAAUUCCAAGCCGUCGUCUCCGAAGAGUUUCGGCGAAGUGCCUUUGAGAAACAUCUCCGUAGGUUACGCGAGAAAGAUGAGGCCGAUCGUGCCUAUCGACGCCACGACCGAGCUUCCAUCGAAAGAGACGUCUCAAGACGGGAAAGGGAUCGAUCUCGCGGCGACCGUUCACAUCGCGGCGGCGGGCGUGGUGGCCGGCGCAGCCGCAGCCCAGAACCCGAUGCGUAUGAGGCAGAUAGGAGAAAGGCGAUUGCUGAGCGCGAGCGAAACCAUCGCAAGUCGACUAUGGCAGAGAACCUUUUGACAACAGACCGUAGUCGCCUAUCGCCUCCACCAUCACGCCGCGAGCGCGAUCGUGAACGUGACCGAGAUCGUGACCUGGACCGUCCCCCUCGCUCUAGGCGCGACGACGAUGCGUUCUAUGACCGCGAGCGCAGAGACAGGGAAGACGAGAGAGAACGGCUCUACCGCCGUCGUGCUGAUCGAGGUUCGUAUGACGAACUCCCCUAUGGAGAUGAACGCCCAGCAGCCCCCCGGCGUCGUCGUCAGGAAGAGGAAGACGACUACGCUCGUCGGGAUUCCAGAGAUUCAAAGAGACUCAGAAGAGAUCGUUCACGUGAGCGCACCCCCCCUCGUGAUGGACGUCACCGCAACAGGACCCCAGAACCAGAGCCAGCCAAGGAUGUUCGAAGCGGCAGCGAAGAAGGCGAGAUUGAAGAGUAA